UGGAAAAUCCGUUUUCCGUUCUGAAUCAACAGAAUGAUAACAAUUUUGUCAAAAUAUCGUUCAAGUUAGUGAAAUUUUUACUAAAAUUCGCAACCUUAGAAGGCGAAAUUCGCUUCGUUGUUUUCGCGGAACUUCUAGUAUCUAUCUCUUUCACAAUUCGUUUAUAGUUUGACCUGCAGAAGGUCCGUUUAGGAAGGAAAUUAUAAAAGCAUCACCACGCCUCUGAAAAUAGGCCUUAGUAAUACUGCGGUAAUGGAUAUGAUGAUCUCCAAUCUGCAGCAACAGCGGCAGAUUAAUGAGCAGUUGAGACGAGAAGCAGCCAUCAAGCGUAUUUUGGUAUCUCAAGCGGUCCAUGAUAUCAUCAGGUAUAUCCAAGAGCAUGAAAACGAAGAUUACUUGUUGAAAGGCUUCAGUUCACAAAAAGCUAAUCCAUUCCGUGAAAAAGGUGGUUGCGAAAUCAUCUAAAAUGUAUGUUAUUUAUUCCUCAUUUAUCCUUUAAUCAAUCUACCGCUUAAUCUUUACUAUGUGAAUAAUGAAUAAGUUCUGUUCUAAUCUACGUUGUGUGUGUUUCUUCAGUUAUGAUUUAUCUAUGAUGAGUUUAUUUUAUAAUUUUCAAUCUAGUAUUUAGUUCUAUCCAAAGGCAUUUUCUCUAUUUGUGUAACCAAACACUUGAAAAAUAUACUUGUUUAUGUAUUA
Messenger RNA from Planococcus citri (citrus mealybug), 696 nucleotides. RefSeq names its product guanine nucleotide-binding protein subunit gamma-1 (gene Ggamma1). Gene Ontology annotation, molecular function: G-protein beta-subunit binding. NCBI's taxonomy places the organism in Eukaryota, Metazoa, Arthropoda, Insecta, Hemiptera, Pseudococcidae. The coding region runs from base 253 to 465 and encodes 70 amino acids. Gene Ontology annotation, biological process: G protein-coupled receptor signaling pathway. The transcript has a single exon. The record is from RefSeq and is a predicted model, not a curated record. Gene Ontology annotation, cellular component: heterotrimeric G-protein complex.